This is a messenger RNA of Myotis daubentonii (Daubenton's bat), 2798 nucleotides long. Its product is annotated as zinc finger protein 621-like. Gene Ontology annotation, molecular function: DNA-binding transcription factor activity; RNA polymerase II cis-regulatory region sequence-specific DNA binding. Lineage: Eukaryota; Metazoa; Chordata; Mammalia; Chiroptera; Vespertilionidae. Gene Ontology annotation, biological process: regulation of transcription by RNA polymerase II. The record is from RefSeq and is a predicted model, not a curated record.
GCGUUUAGCCACCAGCUUUACGCGGUUCGGAGAGGAGGUGUGUGCGUCCCAGCGAGUGCUCCGUGCCAGCUUCUAAGGUUCUUGCUUUUCCACACCCAGAAGACAGUGCCCGAAGCCAGGGACACCAGCCAUGCGCCAAACAACUGGGCCUCAGGUUUUUGUGUGGACAUAAACUUUCAGCUCAUUUGGGAAGACACCAAGCACGUGAUUGCUGGAUCAUAUGGAGUCUGUGACCUUUGAGGACGUGGCUGUGUACUUCACCCAGAACCAAUGGGCCAGCCUGGACCCUGUGCAGAGGGCCCUGUACAGGGACGUGAUGCUGGAGAACUAUGCAAAUGUGGCCGCCCUGGUGGCAUUUCCAGCCCCCAAGCCUGAUCUGAUCUCCCAGCUGGAGAGAGGGCGCGCACCCUGGGGCCCCGAUCCUUGGGAAGCAGGGGUUUUGCGAAGCAUCUGUCCAGGUGACGAGUCCUGGAUCAAGGAUGAAGAGCCUGCCGUAAAGCAGGAAGCAUCCGGAGAAACAGAGCGGCUCGGAGUGCCGGGAGGUGGACUCAGAAAUGUUUCUCAGCGCCUUGAAUUUAAAAGCAAGGCCACGUGGCCCACUUUCAGCCUGAACCCGAAUCUGAUACUUCGAGGGGGAAUGAAGUUCUAUGAGUGCAAAGAAUGUGGGAAAAUCUUCAGGUACAACUCAAGGCUCAUUCGGCAUCAGAUGAGCCACACCAGGGAGAAGCCCUUCAAAUGUAAGGAAUGCAGCAAAGCUUUCAAGUCCAGCUAUGACUGCAUUAUACACGAGAAGAACCACAUUGGGGAAGGGCCCUAUGAAUGCAAGGAGUGUGGCAAAGGUUUGAGUUCCAACACAGCCUUGACUCAGCAUCAGAGGAUCCACACGGGGGAGAAGCCCUACAAGUGCAAGGAGUGCGGCAAGGCCUUCCGCAGGAAUGCAGCCUACCUUCAGCAUCAGCGCCUACACACGGGGGAGAAAAUCUAUAAGUGCAAGGAAUGCUGGAAAGCCUUUGGUUGUAGGUCGCUUUUCAUUGUCCACCAGAGAACUCAUACUGGGGAGAAGCCCUACCAGUGUAAGGAGUGUGGCAAGGCGUUCACACAGAAGGUGGCUUCCAUUCAGCACCAGAGGGUGCACACUGGAGAGAGGCCUUAUGAGUGUAAGGUGUGUGGGAAAGCCUUCAGAUGGUACAGCAGUUUUGUUCAGCAUCAGAAAUUGCACCCCGUGGAGAAAAAGCCUGUCCUGGCGAGUCCCCAGUGCCCCUCUUCAGCCUUGUCGCCGGGUCCUCUCCAGAGCCUGUGCUUGGCUCCCGCCGUGGCCACCCCCUCGCUGACCUUCCCCCAGGCUGUGCUCCUUCCUACCUCUGGGCCUUUGUUUGUGCUGCUGCCCACAUCUGGAAUGCCUUCGCCACCUGUCCAACUAGUGCAGGUCUUCCCGGGCCUUGCUCCCACUGUCAAGCCUUCCCCGGUUCAUCUCGCCUCUCGUGAGCUUUAUCUUGCCACGCCCGUGGCACUCACGCCCAGCAAAUCUCCAACCUAAUUGGAGUUUCAUUUGUAUUUUUUCCUCACCUGACGUGUUUCAGCACACACUGCAUUGUAAUCUAUAUAUUUAAAGAUUGUGUUUAUAUAGUAUGUUGUCUUUUCUUCGGGGGAUGGAAAUACUUGAUCUUUGCCUUGGCCCCUUUCUGGCUUGAAUAGUAAUGGCUGUAUCUGUGGGGGUGCUGGUCGGACACUGUGGUGUUAGAGAAGUUUGGGAGAGAGCACAUCCCUGUGUUAGUCUGUUAGAGAGAAGCAACCUGAGAGAAAUGGAGGAGAGUAGAGAAUUGUAGUAAAUUUGCAACAACAGACUUCAGAAAUGAGUGCAGAUUGUUGAGAAUAGUUCGAGAUGGUGUAGUAAUGCAGUUGAAGUUGCAUUGUCCUUGCUCGGAUCAUUGAGGAUCUCAUACAUCUAUGCCAAAGCUCGCGUGGGAUAACCAGUUUGAUUCUCUGCCUUCCCCCAGACCGGUGUCCGUGGUGGAGAGACUGAGAAGCAGGCUGGCAGAGACCUCCAGGGGACAUCAGACCUGAAUCUAAAGUGUUAACUGUUCCUUAGAGACAAAGCUAUUCAAGAUAAAGUGGUGCUUCCCUAACACUAGUGAGAUUCACCACAGUUGAUGCCACAUUGGUGGGACCAUUAAACAAAUCCACUUAUUCAUUCUCUUAAAAAUAUUGGGUAUCUACUGUGUGCCAGGCACCGUAGGAAAACCAGGGAAAUGAUGGUGGGUGGAUGUCUUCACCCUCCUGAAUCUUACAGUUAUUUGGGGAAGAAAGUGGGACAGAUACUUUAACAAAUUAUUCAAAUGUGAAGGAAAUGUGUGGGGUGUUGUGCGAGAAUCCGGGAAAAAGGAGGCCUGAGGGAACAGCAAAGGUCCUGAAGUAGGAAGACACAUGGCUCACCUCAGAUGCUAAAGGAAAUCCAAUCUGGCGGGGGUGAUAAGUGAGGGAUGGAGAAAAUAGUAUAACACAGCUGUUUUACUAGCUCAACUCACUCAUUACACAGAGAUUCUUCAAGGUCCACCCUAAAGCAAAGAAAUGUGGCCCAAAUAUUUUACCGAAGCAUUUUAUUUUCUAUCUUCAUAUGUACGUACGUAUAGUUUCCUAACUCAUUCCAAAGUAAGUUGCAGGCAUCAUACGCUUCGCCCCGGACUUCUUCAGCUGUGUCUCCUGAGAAUGUAAGGCAAUCCUUCCACAUAAUCACAAUAGCACUCUCACCCAAGAAAAUGUACCACAAUGUGGGGGUACCAUCUAAUUUACAGUCCAUU